CCAUCCGGGUGGAGCUCUCCCUGGCUGAGUCAAUUCACAGAAUUCCUGCUUAGGGCUGGACAGCCACGCUGAAACCAGGCUGGGGGCUCAGAAAGGAUCAAGGGACCCGGCAGGGCCCACGGCAGGACAGUGGCCAGUGGGGGCAGUGAUCUCAGCACCAGGAUGUCUGCAGAAGACCGGAGACUUAUGUGUGAGAUUGCAUUAAAACUCUUCAAGGAACAUAAAGUCGAUAUUUCACAUGCAAUAAAAACAAUAUUUCCUUUCUUUGAGAAGCUUCGUGACUGUGGAUUGAUCACCAAUGAAAAGUAUGAAGAGUCUAGAAAAUCUUGCAAAAACCAGGUACCUGUACCGAAGGUGGUGUAUGAUGUUUUCAGUGAACUGGAAGAGAAAUAUCACCUGCCACUUCUGGAAAUCUUGUUCAACAAGGUCAUCAUGAACAGCUACCCAGAUUUAAAUGGCAUUCACAAAGGCUUCAGAGAUGAGAUCCAAAAGAAAAUUUUUCACCAAGAAAGUGAUGAAGGAAAGAGUGCAGACAACCCUAAUAUCCAACUAAAGCUUGUACAAGGAACUGGUGAAAACUCAUCCUCAAGUCUGUCCUGGCUCUUCCCGGAUCUGUCCAGUUGUACAGUGAUCAGCAUUGAGGCCUCCGCAAAAUUUGGUGAUGGAGACAAGCUUGCCCUCCCCCAAGCCUCUACCUCAGCACUGACAAGGGAACCUGAGUCUAUGGAUUUAAGAAAAUCACCUACAUCUGGAAACAUACGUUUCAAAAGAGUGAGAAGUCCUGAAGGGUCUUCAGGGUUCAGUGCACAGGAGAAGCGCCCAGAAGCCGGGAGCUCUGCAGUGAGAGGUGGUGCUGACCAGCAGGGUCCUUUGGAUCUUGGAAAAUCCCCUACUUCACCAAAAGCCAAGAAAAAAAGAUGGCUAAAAAAGCAUGAAGGAGAAUUUGUGGAUUUUCGCUCUGAAAUACUUCCUGUGACCUGUGGAGACAUGAAAGGCAUGUUACAUAAGAAAAAGUUGGAAGAAGGAUCCACGGUGAAGUGCAUAAAGACAGAGGAUGGAAACUGGUUCACCCCCCAGGAAUUUGAAGCUGCAGGGAACUAUAAAAGUUCAAGAAAUUGGAAGAACACUGUGCGCUGUGGUGGGAAAACCCUAAAACGGCUGAUGGAGGAGGGAAAGCUACCUAUACCACCAACAAUGUACAGCAAGAAAAAAAAGCUUGAAAAGCCACAGGCAUGUGAGGUCUGCCACAAUGGAGAAGAUCUCUUCGGCUGUGAUACUUGUUCAAGAUUCUUUCAUGGGGACUGUCACAUCCCACCCGUGCAGAAUGAGAGGCCUCCCAGGAGCCCAUGGAGUUGCACCUUCUGCAGGAUAAAGGAGUCUUCAGGAAGUCAGCAAUCUCAUGGGGAAUGGGAAGUCCUGGCAAUGACGAUGGGGCCUAAGGAGCAGCUGAAAUGUGAGUUCCUCCUCUUGGAGAUCUACUGCCACUCAGACAAUAUCUCUCUUGAGCAAAUGGAACAAGAUACGCAUAGUGUGGAGGCUUAUCGAGGCAUGGAUAAUUUUAUGCUGCUGCAUAAGAUAAAGAAGAAUCUAAAUGAGCGGCAUUACCCCAAAGUGGGCAGCUUUAUGAAGGACAUGCGCCUCAUCUUUCAGAAUCACAGGGCAUUUAAUAAAAAUCAUGCCUUGUACUUAAUGGGAAUCGACCUGGCGGAGGAAUUUGAGCAGAAUUUUAGGAAAGUGUUUGCUACCUCAGCACCGAAAAUGAAACCUGGUACUGUGGAUCUUAGAGAAACGUCUACUCCACAAGAAGCCAAGAAAAAAACAUGGACAGGAGAGCAGCCAGGUGUGCCUGUGGAUUUUCAAGCUGAAAUACUUCCUGUGACUUGUAAAGAGAACAUGGGGCUGUUAAUUAAGAGGAAAUUGGAACGAGGAGCCACAAGGAAGUGCAUAAGAACUGAAGAUGGAAACUGGUUCACCCCCAGGGAGUUUGAAAUCAGAGGAGGCUACGGAACAGCAAAUAACUGGAGGAACAACCUGACCUGUGGUGGAAAACCCCUAAGACUUCUGAUAGAGCUUGGAUUUAUCCAUCCACCUCCCAUUACAAAAAAGGUGGAAAACUCAGGCACAUGUGUGAUCUGCCAGGAUGGAGGAAAGCUCGUUGGCUGUGGUACUUGUCCCAGAGUCUUUCAUGAGGGCUGUCACCUCCCACCUGUGGAGAUUAGAAGGAAUGCUUGGAAGUGCACAUACUGCACAAUAGGAAACCCUCCAAUACAGCAACAUUACAGGGAAUCUGAAGUCCUGGUGAAGGUUAUGGGGCCUGAAGAGAAGCUGAAAUGUGCAUUCCUCCUCUUAAAUGUCUAUGGCCCUUUAGAGAGCAAAGUUUUCCCAAAUAUUCCACAUGAAAAUUAUGUUGAAGAGGCUUCUCGAUGCCUAAAGAAACUUAGGAAGUUGGAC
This is a messenger RNA of Phyllostomus hastatus (greater spear-nosed bat), 2451 nucleotides long. RefSeq names its product nuclear body protein SP140-like protein. Gene Ontology annotation, molecular function: DNA-binding transcription factor activity, RNA polymerase II-specific; protein binding; DNA binding. The annotation marks the transcript as partial. The record is from RefSeq and is a predicted model, not a curated record. Gene Ontology annotation, biological process: regulation of transcription by RNA polymerase II. The transcript is spliced from 25 exons. Gene Ontology annotation, cellular component: nucleus. Lineage: Eukaryota; Metazoa; Chordata; Mammalia; Chiroptera; Phyllostomidae.